CACCGGCUUCCGGCGUCGCGGGGCAAGAAAUGGACUUAAGCGCAUCCGGGUCAUCGAGUGACCUUGAACGCUUUAGGUAGAGAUGGCGCUGGCGGCGGUAACGGUGAGGCGCCUGAACUUUUGGAACUGCGCCCUAGGGGGCCGAGCCCUGCUCCUCGGUGCCCGCGUGAUCAGACCCGCCUUUGUCUUAGGGUCUCCGCCUGACCGACCUGCCUCUGCCUCCGAAGGACGGCACAUUCACCUGACCGCCAGCCGCUGGUCUGACUCUAAGGCUGCAUCUCUGCAUUGGACUAGUGAGAGAGCUGUCAGUGUCUUGUUGCUGGGCCUGCUCCCAGCUGCCUAUCUGUGCCCUGGCUCUAUGGUGGACUACUCACUGGCUGCAGUCCUCACCCUCCAUAGUCACUGGGGUCUUGGACAGGUUAUCACUGACUAUGUCCAUGAAGACAAAUUGGUGAAAGGAGCCAAUGCAGGUCUUUUGGUGCUCUCAGCCCUGACCUUUGCAGGACUCUGCUAUUUCAACUAUCAUGAUGUGGGCAUCUGCAGAGCUGUUACCUUGCUGUGGAGACUCUGACCUCCCUGGAAAAGAAAUUAUACACCCAUUGCCUCUGCUCUAUCACUUUAUUAACCAAUGAAAUUCAAUGAAGUUCACUGAUGAGACCUUCCUUGUUCUCCAGUCAGGCACACAGUUGUUUCAACAAUUGGUCUCUGUGAGGAAUAUAAUCCAAGAAGGAUUAGAUUAAGAAAACUGUGAGAUAAUUAGCUUGUGUUCCAAGUUCUAAUGAGUCACUAAGUUGUCUCAGGAUCUCACUGGGUUUGUAUUGGGCUUGUAAGCUGCCACAUUUCAUUUUGCUGAUCUCUUAAGAAUUCAGUUAUUCAUCAUUCUCUUGUGACUGGAUUUAUCCAGCAGCCCUGUCCCUCUUAUAAUGCGUCUUGUUCUUGGGAGUACUGGACAUUUUGUUAAUUCAUAUAAUAAAAUAUUUGAAAGAAAA
Messenger RNA from Gracilinanus agilis (Agile Gracile Mouse Opossum), 989 nucleotides. It is a transcript of the gene SDHD, whose product is annotated as succinate dehydrogenase complex subunit D. The transcript is spliced from 4 exons. The record is from RefSeq and is a predicted model, not a curated record. Gene Ontology annotation, molecular function: heme binding; ubiquinone binding. Gene Ontology annotation, biological process: mitochondrial electron transport, succinate to ubiquinone; tricarboxylic acid cycle. Bases 83 to 571 code for a protein of 162 amino acids. Gene Ontology annotation, cellular component: membrane; mitochondrial envelope. Lineage: Eukaryota; Metazoa; Chordata; Mammalia; Didelphimorphia; Didelphidae.